AUGGUUGGGGGGAUCCCAAAUCCCCCAAGAGGUGUCAAGCAAGGUACCUCCCACCCAGGAGGGCGGUCAGGGGCCAGCAGUGACUCGCCGGGACAGGAAGGGUCACGGGGGCCUCGCGUCCUGGUGCGGUUUCUGUUUUCCGUGAGCAAAGGGUACCGGAGAAUCACCUACCACAACUGGCGUCAUGGCUUCAAUGUGGCCCAGACCAUGUUCACGCUACUCAUGACGGGCAAGCUGAAGAGCUACUACACGGACCUGGAGGCCUUCGCCAUGGUGACCGCCGGCCUGUGCCACGACAUCGACCACCGUGGCACCAACAAUCUGUACCAGAUGAAAUCCCAGAAUCCCUUAGCCAAGCUCCACGGUUCCUCGAUUUUGGAACGGCACCACCUGGAGUUCGGGAAGUUCCUGCUCUCCGAGGAGUCCCUGAACAUCUACCAGAACCUGAACCGGCGACAGCACGAGCAUGUGAUCCAUCUCAUGGACAUAGCCAUCAUUGCCACGGACCUGGCGCUCUACUUCAAGAAGAGGACAAUGUUCCAGAAGAUUGUGGAUGAGUCUAAGAACUAUGAGGACAAGAAGAGCUGGGUGGAGUACCUGUCCCUGGAGACAACGCGGAAGGAGAUAGUCAUGGCCAUGAUGAUGACUGCGUGUGACCUGUCCGCCAUCACCAAGCCCUGGGAAGUCCAGAGCAAGGUUGCUUUGCUGGUGGCAGCUGAGUUCUGGGAACAAGGUGACUUGGAAAGGACAGUUCUGGAUCAGCAGCCCAUUCCAAUGAUGGACCGGAACAAGGCAGCUGAGCUCCCCAAACUACAAGUUGGCUUCAUCGACUUCGUGUGCACAUUCGUGUACAAGGAGUUCUCCCGUUUCCAUGAAGAGAUCCUGCCCAUGUUCGACCGACUGCAGAACAACAGAAAGGAGUGGAAGGCCCUGGCUGACGAGUAUGAGGCCAAAGUCAAGGCCCUGGAGGAGCAGAAGCAGCAACAGGAGGACAAGACAACAGCCAAGAAAGCGGGCACGGAGAUUUGCAACGGCGGCCCCCCACCCAAGUCUUCGACCUGCUGCAUCCUGUGAGCCGCU
Molecule: messenger RNA, 1080 nt
Organism: Leptonychotes weddellii (Weddell seal)
Lineage: Eukaryota; Metazoa; Chordata; Mammalia; Carnivora; Phocidae
Source: RefSeq, a predicted model, not a curated record